AUGCCUGAAAGACCCGACGUUCUUUUGCCAGAUCGUUGGUGCGAGUUUGAUCGAUCCUCCAAGAUUCUUGCGCGUCUAGAUGCGGACACCUUCCGAGAAGCAAUAUCUUCAUGUGGACUGCUGUUGUAUUCAUACUGCCUGAGCCCGCUGUCAUCUUUAAGUGCCUUAUCCCCACUAUGUUCUAUUUGA
This is a messenger RNA of Plasmopara halstedii, 189 nucleotides long. RefSeq lists its product as uncharacterized. The record is from RefSeq and is a predicted model, not a curated record. NCBI's taxonomy places the organism in Eukaryota, Oomycota, Peronosporomycetes, Peronosporales, Peronosporaceae. Bases 1 to 189 code for a protein of 62 amino acids. The transcript has 2 exons.